This is a messenger RNA of Naumovozyma castellii, 312 nucleotides long. RefSeq names its product histone H4. Lineage: Eukaryota; Fungi; Ascomycota; Saccharomycetes; Saccharomycetales; Saccharomycetaceae. The coding region runs from base 1 to 312 and encodes 103 amino acids. The record is from RefSeq and is a predicted model, not a curated record. The transcript has a single exon.
AUGUCCGGUAGAGGUAAAGGUGGUAAAGGUUUGGGUAAAGGUGGUGCUAAGCGUCACAGAAAGAUUCUAAGAGAUAACAUUCAAGGUAUCACAAAGCCAGCUAUCAGAAGAUUAGCUAGAAGAGGUGGUGUCAAGCGUAUCUCUGGUUUAAUCUACGAAGAAGUUAGAGCUGUUCUAAAAUCCUUCUUGGAAUCCGUCAUCAGAGAUGCUGUUACUUACACAGAACAUGCUAAGAGAAAGACUGUUACUUCCUUAGAUGUUGUCUAUGCUUUGAAGAGACAAGGUAGAACUUUGUAUGGUUUCGGUGGUUAA